Ustilago hordei is the source of this 516-nucleotide messenger RNA. RefSeq lists its product as uncharacterized. The transcript has a single exon. Gene Ontology annotation, molecular function: structural constituent of ribosome. NCBI's taxonomy places the organism in Eukaryota, Fungi, Basidiomycota, Ustilaginomycetes, Ustilaginales, Ustilaginaceae. The record is from RefSeq and is a predicted model, not a curated record. Gene Ontology annotation, biological process: translation. The coding region runs from base 1 to 516 and encodes 171 amino acids. Gene Ontology annotation, cellular component: mitochondrion; large ribosomal subunit.
AUGUCGUUCCUCGCACGCAACUUCUUCGGCCAGGCAAGGCCAAGCCUUUCCCGACAGGCUGCCUCUACAUUGGCAUGGGGCAUUCGACACGAGACUUCAUCCGCCGCCGCCAAGACGACUGUCGCCUCCGGCUACGCAUCCAGCGAGUCGGCUCCUCCGACACACUACCGCAUUACACUACAACGAUCAGGUAUCGGCAUGCCUGAAAAGAUCAACCGUUCACUCCAGGGUCUUGGCCUCAAGAAGCGUCUUCAGUCUGUCUACCGCCCCAUCGGCCCCGACAUGGCUGGUGCUAUCCUCGCCGUCAAGGAGCUGGUGCAUGUCGAGAAUGUGCGACGAUUGCAUGAGGCAGACCAGAUGCUGCUGAGCGACGAAGAGGCUAUCUGGAUCAACGAGGUGGGCGAAAUCGUCGACCCUGGCAAAGCAGCCAAGAAGGCUCCCCGGGGCUACAAGAUCGUUGGCAACGUUGUGAGCGAACUUCGCGAUCAGGAAAUCAAGAACGGCUCUUCAGCAUAA